Eutrema salsugineum is the source of this 779-nucleotide messenger RNA. RefSeq names its product guanine nucleotide-binding protein subunit gamma 1. The transcript is spliced from 4 exons. The coding region runs from base 163 to 462 and encodes 99 amino acids. The record is from RefSeq and is a predicted model, not a curated record. Gene Ontology annotation, biological process: G protein-coupled receptor signaling pathway. NCBI's taxonomy places the organism in Eukaryota, Viridiplantae, Streptophyta, Magnoliopsida, Brassicales, Brassicaceae.
AAAAUUCAAACUAAUUUGUACGGUCUCUCUCUCUCUCUCUCUCUGAGUUUCUGACGGUGUCAGAUCUGCGAGAGAGGAGGAUGCGAAUCGCUGAUAGUUAGUUAAUCGGUAAUCGACAGCACAGUAUCGUAACGAGUUAUCUGUCUGCGGUGAGAUAGUUAGAUGGAGGAGACGGCGGUUUACGAGCAGGAGGCUUUAUCUCUCGGCGGUGAUGCACGGGGGAAGCACAGGAUCCUUGCGGAGCUUGGUCGCGUCGAACAAGAAGUCAGAUUCUUAGAGAAAGAGUUGGAAGAGCUUGGGCACACAGAUAUUGUAUCAAACGUGUGUGAGGAGCUGCUUUGUGUCAUCGAGAAAGCACCCGACCCUUUGUUGCCACUAACCAAUGGACCUUUGAACUUAGGAUGGGACCGGUGGUUUGAAGGACCAAAUGGAGGAGAAGGCUGCAGAUGCUUUAUACUUUGACUCAAGAGAGUAAUGCCUAGACGGGGCAGUUUAGUGGUGUCCAGAUAUAUCUUUACAUCGGACCCAAAUUGGUAACCAACAAAAAUGUGCCUGUAGCAGUUUCAACAUAUGUGAUCUCCCCCCAUAGAAAAAGCGUACAGAUAAGCAUUGGAUUGCAUAGAAUGGUGUAGUUACACGUAUGUUACAGUAUAUGUAUAUAUAAUUAUAUUGUAUUGUAUGUAUGAGAUCCGAAUCCGAUUGGAGGUUGAGCUUCUCAUGAGCACUUGUUUCUUUUUCUUUUUUCUAAAUCUCCUUUGUGCGCAGAGAUUGAAAGAAGA